AUGCAUGAGACCACCAGCUGUUCCGGACGCAUGUGGGAUCACGCUCUCGGCAGCCGAUUAGAUGAGGUGGGCAUAGCGACGGUGAACCGUUGUCUGGACGCGGCGAAGGCGUGUAACGUGGACGAGACGUGUCAGAAGCUCCGUACGGAAUACGUCUCGGCCUGCAUCCAGCCGUCGGCCCGCUCAGGCCCCUGUAACAGAGCCAGGUGUAACAAGGCUCUCAGGAAGUUCUUCGACCGGGUCCCUCCUGACUACACCCACCAGCUGCUGUUCUGCCCCUGCACAGACAUGGCGUGCGCUGAGAGACGGAGACAGACCAUCAUACCAGCCUGCUCCUACGAGGACCAAGACAAACCCAACUGUCUGGCUGCACUGCGCAUCUGUAGGAACGACUACGUAUGCAGUACGAUAACGCCUAACUACCUGGAUAACUCGACGUCUAAUGUGGGUCCGUGGUGUUCGUGCUCUGCCUCCGGGAACAGGGAGCAGUGCGAUGACUUCCUGGAAUAUUUCCAUGACAACAUCUGCCUGAGGAGAGCCAUGCUAGCGUUUGGGAAUGGGACAGACACGCAGUUCUCCGCAGGAGCAGCAAGCCAACCAGACAUGCCCGGCCCGGCUCACACUACCCUCAACAACCACAUCCAGCACCUGGCAACCACCGUCUCUGGCAUCACCAUGGAAACCGAACUUAACGUCUUGGGAGCACAGAUGCCCGCUCAGGUGAAUGACAAGGAUAGACUGUGGGGUGAUGAUGGUGAAGACUCGACCCUGCCGGAGCUAUUAGACCAUGGAGCCCCUCCCCUCCACCUGUCUGCCCUAGGCUGGACCAUUCCCCUGGGUCUCUCCCUGCUGCUGUGCUACCAGUAGUCUGGCCUGGCCCUGGGGCUCCAUAGACUACACUACACACUGAUCGAAACUGGGGGUGGAGAGAGAGAGAGAGAGAG
Oncorhynchus masou masou (cherry salmon) is the source of this 944-nucleotide messenger RNA. Its product is annotated as GDNF family receptor alpha-4-like. Gene Ontology annotation, cellular component: external side of plasma membrane; signaling receptor complex. NCBI's taxonomy places the organism in Eukaryota, Metazoa, Chordata, Actinopteri, Salmoniformes, Salmonidae. The coding region runs from base 1 to 867 and encodes 288 amino acids. The record is from RefSeq and is a predicted model, not a curated record. Gene Ontology annotation, molecular function: signaling receptor activity. Gene Ontology annotation, biological process: nervous system development. The transcript is spliced from 6 exons.